CAGUCGUUUACCUCGCCAACAAGCCAAAAAGUUACAGGGAGCAGUGCCAACCUGCGACGGCUACGAAAUAGGCUACGAAAUAGAAAAAAAGACCCGUAUGUCCACGCCUACAACAUCUGAGUAACUUUGACCAUUUCAAUGCUGUUGCGAUGACUGGCCGCAAAAAGUGCUGAGUGGCAGACUGCAGCUGCAUGUGAACGCGGAGAACAUCAGCAGGCUUCGUCAAAACUUGACAGGACGCCAUGGACACACUUCCCAGCAUCCCCUCUGAGGAGCCCAGGGUGAAGAGAGACUUUGACCAGAUGGUGUUCGUCAACAGAAACCUGACGCUGGAAACCAUCCGAUGCUAUGGAUUUGACAUGGACUACACGAUGGCCAUGUAUAAGUCUCCCGACUACGAGAGCCUGGGCUUUGAGCUGCUAAGGGACCGAAUGGUGUCUGUCGGAUACCCUCAUGAGCUUUUGCGCUACACAUACGACCCCAGCUUCCCAACUCGUGGUUUAGUGAUUGACACCAAAUACGGGAACCUCCUGAAGGUGGAUUCAAACGGGAAUAUUUUAGUCUGCAGUCAUGCCUUCGGCUUACUAAAUGGAGUAGAAAUUCAAAAAUACUACCCCAACAAGUUCAUCCAAAGAGAUGACACCGACCGCUUCUACAUCCUCAACACUCUCUUCAACCUCUCAGAGACGUACCUCUACACCUGCCUUGUGGACUUCUUCACUAGAUGCCCCAGAUACACAAACCUCGAGAAAGGUUUCCAGCACGGCGAUUUGUUUAUGUCCUACAGAAGCAUGUUCCAGGAUCUUCGAGAUGCGAUGGACUUCAUCCACGAUACGGGAGCCCUAAAGGGACACACUGUCAAGAAUUUGGAGAAAUAUGUUAUCAAAGAUCCAAAUCUCCCUGUACUCCUAACCCGACUUAAAGUGAUGGCCAAGGUCUUCCUCGCCACCAACAGUGACUACAACUACACUGAGGCUAUCAUGAAAUACCUCCUUGACAGUAAUGUUAAGUCUGGAAGUCAAAAGGAGUCAUGGCGCUCCUACUUCGACCUCAUCGUGGUGGACACUAAAAAGCCUCUGUUCUUUGGAGAGGGGACAGUGCUGAGACAAGUGGACACGAACACAGGAAAGCUUCGGAUUGGGACGUACACCGGAGACCUCCAGCAUGGAACAGUUUACUCCGGAGGCUCUUCAGACCUCAUCAGCGACCUGCUGGAGGUCAAAGGUAAAGACAUCCUUUACGUUGGCGACCACAUCUUUGGUGACAUCCUAAAAUCUAAGAAGCGUCAGGGCUGGAAGACUUUCCUGGUCGUACCAGAGCUCAACAAAGAGCUGCAAAUCCGGGUCAAGAAGCAGAGUAUGUUUGAAGAGCUGAAACGUCUCGACUUCUUCUUAGCUGAACUUUACAAGUCGUCUGCAGGCACAUGGACAACGGCAGUCAGCACUGUCCUGACAUCAUUGCCAUUCAGGACAGAAUGAAAGUGAGCUUUAUGUAUUCAAACACAUUUUUCUUACAUUACACAUCUACAUCUUUUAAUUCUUCAAGUUUUUUCCGUUAGUUUUACACAGAUUAAGGACAUGGAUGCACCACGUUGUUAAUGCAGUUGCUACUGCAUUGGAGGUUCAAAUAAAACAGCAACAUUGGCUUUAGAAAUACUUACACACAUUUAGGCUUUAUUUGGAUGACCGAUAUAUAGAUUUGGUUAUCUUAAUAAAAGCCCAGAUCUAUGCGUUGAACAUUUCAGUAAUCUAUAAUCAUAAACAACAUGUGAAAGAAAGGGUUGGUAUUUGUACACUGCAACAGAAUAAUAACUCCAAAAAGAUUCUUAGCCUAACGAUAGUUUUGUAAUGUCAAAAGUGAAAUAAUCCUGCAUACUUGUUCGUGCACGUUUAAGACCAGAACAAUAUUCAAAGAACUUUGAGGAUUAUUGCAUGCAACAAAAUCCCAAACCACGAUGACUCGUAUGAUAGGCAUUUGUGUUUCAGACUUGUUAUGGCACUCUAUCCAGGUGUUUCUGCUGAUGUUGUUUGUGUUUGCAGGUGCUGACUCACAGAAUGGACAUGUCUUACGGUCAGAUGGGCAGCCUCCUGCGCAGCGGCUCCAGACAGACGCUGUUUGCCAGCCAGCUGAUGCGUUACGCAGAUCUUUACGCCUCCACCUGCCUCAACCUGCUGCACUACCCCUUCAAUUACCUCUUCAUGGCUCCUCCAGUCCUGGUCAGUCCUCACACAUACUUACACCUACUCAGAUAACGAGUCAUACUCUUAUUAAUGAGCUAUUUUCAUGUCGCACUUUUCAUGCAAAAGAUGCAGCUAUAAGUGCAUUAUCAUUGUCUUUAUAAAAAUGCAACACAUUAAAACAAGGAAAAAUAUGGCAAUGAAAAGAGAGUAUUUUCAAAAUGAGAGAAUAAGUCAAAAGUAUAUUAUGAAAUUAAUUAUAAGCCAAUAAAUAUGUUUUCAGUUUUCCUUUAAAAUAUUCACAACCCCCACAUCUUGUAUAGCUCUUAGUAGGGUAUUACAUAAUUUUGAAGCACAAUUGUAAAAGUAGUGUGGCCUAUUUUCUUGCAGUUAAUUGUUUAUGUUUAGAAUCCCAGCAGUGGCAGAAGGAUUAUAAAAGGAAUGUCUCCAAUGUAGCCGGUGUAAACCUUUUAAAUCUUUCAAAACAAGUAAAAUGGCCUCAAAAUGUGUCAAAUAAAGAUACGUGGAACAAUGCCAUAACAUAAUGUAUAUUCCUGCAUCCUUACAUAGCUGUGUUUUGGAAAUGCUUCUUGAUCACCCUCUUUGUGUGUUGUAAAAUGAUGUUUUUUAAUAGUUUUUCAUCUGUUACAUCUCAUAUAACUGAACUCUCUCAGAUGCCCCAUGAAACUGUGUCACAACAAUCGACUGAUUUUGCUUCAACGGAACUCACCGUCACCAACAACAUUGUCAAGCUCACCAUAAACUAAGGGUAUUAUUAUUAAAUAUGAUGCAGUAUGACAUACGUGAUUUUUUACUGAACUCCAUUGAUGGUUUAUAACAUUUCUCUCUUCCUGGCAGUGAUAAGGACAGCUGUGAUGUUUCAUAAGAAGAGAUACAGAGUACACUCUGUAUUUCAUGGACUCUGAUUAGAGUGACUGUUUGCACCUGAGCUUAUAUAAAGAGUUCGAUGCAGCCUUGAAGUGACUCCUUUACAAAGAAAACAAAGGUAUUGCCCCACCUAGUGGAUAUGAAGUGCUAUGCCAUGCAACAAGAUUUUAGGGUCCAAAGCAAAAGGGGUUACUGACUGUGUGUGUUUGUUUGUAUGUAUAUGUAGUGUUUAACAAUUGUUACAUGUAGUGCUGCAUCUGCAUCUUUAAUUAUUUUGAGAAGUAAGUAUCUAUGCGUUGUUUCUGCAGCCUCUGCUGAACCAUUUCAAUAAAUCCUUUAUAUCAUUUGUUUUCAUCAGUUUUAUUUAACUUGAUAGUAUAUGUUUAUUAGAGAACUGGCAGACAGACAUUUCCCAUACGGGCUAUUUUUUUGUUAAGAAGUAGUUCCAAUGGAGAUUGCUCCCAAAAAAGUAAACUCAGAGUAACUAGGGGUCCUGGAAAUAAACAUUGCUGUUGCGCUUUUCCUUUUUAAAGACCCUGUGGGCACCAAAAAAUACUUAAAUAUUGUUAUAUAUUUGGCAUAAAUCUCAGAAACACUCAAAAUAAAACCCAGGCAAAAGGAAGCAGAACAAAACAUACAACAUUAUGUUUUAUUAUCUGGGUAAGGUGGCCCUUUAAAGCUUUCCUUUUUGUAUUGCAUCUGUUGUCCAUGUGAUGGCAGUGAAUCACCAACAGACUCAGGUCCUGUAUGUGUGUGUCAGGUGUUGUGUGUGCCUGCUAGCUAGCCUAAUAACUGAAUACUGCAUGCUAAAUAUUUUAUUUGACAAAACAAUGAUCCAUCUUUUUCUUCUCAAUGACAUGAAUCAAUGUUUUACCAAUUAAAUUCAGUAAGAAAACUGCUGCAUGUUUUUGUAUAUAUCCCCUCCUAAUGAAAACUAAUCUUAUUUUGCUGUUGUCAUAGUGGAAACACACACCUGUGCAGUUCUAUAAUACACACAAUCUGUAUCUUCCUCUUGCCCUCUCCUCGGUUCUGAUAGUCCUGCUCCCACGGGAGGCAAACCUUUAUCAAGAGAGAGCUCAGAGGAAUGUGUUGUCUCUCUCACACACACACUGUUUAUCUGCCUCAAAGUAUAUCAGUUAUGUGAUCAUAUAUAAGAGGGAAAUGAUUCAUUGACGGUGUUUCUUGCAGUUUAUUCUGUUCUCCUGCAUUGCUUCUAUCCAGAGCACAACAUUUAGAUUGAGGAGCACCUAUAAGGAGGCCUUCACAUGGAUCAUAUAAUCUAUUAAUAGUCCAGCUGUUACACUUUCUAAUAAAACAUUACAUGCAUAUCCAAAUCAGGAGCCACCCCACUUUCUGGCACCUCCUCACACGCACACUGAUUUCAUUUCCUGUAUCAAGUCUAUUUCAGCUCAUUUGUGUUUCCUUCGUCAUUGUCUGCUUGUCACCUGGAUUUAUUGCUAUUGUACGUUUGCUUUUCAUUUUCUACAAUUUUUCAUGUUUUUUUUCUCACCUGCUUACAUCUUCAGCCUCUAGUUCCUAUUUAGCUUCUCCUCAAUGUUAUAUCACACUUUGUACAUAAACUAACCUUGAAGUUAUCUGAUAUCUCAUGUUCACUGAAACCUAAUCAUACAGGGAAGUCCCCAUCCUUCCACUGAUGCAGAUAUUGAUUUUAACUUUGUUUUUUUUAAUAGCAUAUAUGCAAUUUUAAUAGGCAUAUCUUUGACUUGGGUAGCCUGACACUAGAAUAAACAUUCAGUGGGGAUAGCCAGCAAAUGUGUAGGCUUUGUUUCUGAAUGUAAUCCUUUAACAACCUAAAUGAUUGCGAAAACCUGCAGGAAAUAACUUGAACUAUGUCCCAUGCCUACUGGUAAUAUUUAGUGUGCAAACAAGUCUUACUGGCUUGUUAAAAUGUUCUUGACAAACAUACACACUUUUCUUGCUCUGCGACCCCUCCUUCCUGUCCUUUAGACAACACACUGCUCUAUCGUAUAGGAGCUGUUUCCACACACACAAUUAUAUUAUUAAAGAGAGGGGGCUUUUUGUUGAGGAUGUCCCUGAACAUGAAUUCAUUUUCAUUAUAUCAUAAAACAUCAGGAAACAUUCAUGUAAACGACAUCAAAGUAAACCUAUAAGUACAAAUUAUGUUUCAGAGGGAGGAACUGGGUGCUUCACCUCAAAUAUAAAGUUAUGGGUGGCAAUAAGUCGGUACAGCUUCAUAUUAAAUUGGAUUAUAGAAAGGACAAGCAUUUUAUGGUGUGGCUUUUUAUAUACAAAGCCAAAGAUCUAUGGUAUUCAUUUUCACAGAAGACAAUAACAAUCAACUUUGCAAACGUGUGACUUUCUCAUUAAGAUUGACUUAUUUACAUUUUAGGUCAAAUGAUAUUAAAAUGACCUUUUUUAAAAAAACAAUACUUGACAGAAUAGUGCAUCCACUCUAUCUGCUCUUUCCAUCAGGUUCUUCAUCCACAAUGAUGAAAAUAUUCAAAUUGUUGUUCUUUUUUUGAUCUGUUAGGACAUCCCAUCAAUCAAAGGUAUGCAAGUAAUUGUUGUACAUGUUCCCCUAACUCAAUAUGCAAAUAACUGAAAACUGCAUUUUUGGUGUCUUGGAAAGCCUUGUAAUUUCCUGUAGAACUAGAAAUACAGUUGAACUAAGUAUGGCUAUGCAUUCUAAGUUUACAAGAGGAAAUUCCUGUAUUAAGAUGUCACACAAAAGUACUAUAAUUAAGUGACAUCAGUUUGUCAAAUCAAACUCAUUCACAGUGUGUUGAUAUUAAAAUAUUGUUUACCUCUUAUGAAAUUGUGACUGAUAAAGUGUAUGUCUUCUCAACACUUUAUUGAUUAAAUUGCUUCCAAACAUAUCAGUGAAAAUGAAAUAGGAAUACAAAGAGGAAUGUGUCUGAAAACUAAAUUAUUCCAACUUAUUUGAAAACAGUGUAUUUGGACUACCCUUUCUACUGCAAGCAGGCCGUGAUCAGGCCUGAGAUUUCAAUGUUUAAGUGCAAUUAUAAGAUAGACUUUUAUGAGGAAAUAAAUUGUUUUUUUCAGUUUCA
Molecule: messenger RNA, 6115 nt
Organism: Eleginops maclovinus (Patagonian blennie)
Lineage: Eukaryota; Metazoa; Chordata; Actinopteri; Perciformes; Eleginopidae
Product: cytosolic purine 5'-nucleotidase-like
Exons: 15
Coding region: 243-1478 (411 amino acids)
Molecular function (GO): 5'-nucleotidase activity
Source: RefSeq, a predicted model, not a curated record